Ogataea polymorpha is the source of this 4296-nucleotide messenger RNA. RefSeq lists its product as uncharacterized. The transcript has 3 exons. NCBI's taxonomy places the organism in Eukaryota, Fungi, Ascomycota, Pichiomycetes, Pichiales, Pichiaceae. The record is from RefSeq and is a predicted model, not a curated record. Gene Ontology annotation, biological process: maturation of SSU-rRNA from tricistronic rRNA transcript (SSU-rRNA, 5.8S rRNA, LSU-rRNA). Gene Ontology annotation, molecular function: RNA binding; protein binding. The coding region runs from base 1 to 2589 and encodes 862 amino acids. Gene Ontology annotation, cellular component: small-subunit processome; t-UTP complex; 90S preribosome.
AUGGAUAUUCACCGGUGUCGAUUUGUGGACUAUACACCGCACACGGUGACUUCGCUUGCGUUCUCGCACAAAUCUGUGAGUGAUAGUUGUCCGCACGAGCUCCGUUUGGCAGUGGGGCGAGCCGAUGGGUCGAUAGAGGUGUGGAACCCACGCGGGAAACACACCAACUGGCUCAAGGAGCACGUCAUUCCCGGGUGUCGGGGCAGAUCCGUCGAGGCGCUCGUGUGGUGCAGUGACGAGGGACAAUCCAGGUUAUUUUCCAUUGGCGGUUCAACAUAUCUGACCGAGUGGAACGUUGCGAAAAGCGUUCCUUUACAUAACCACGACUGCAAUGCGGGUGUAAUAUGGUCUUUGGCCGCCAACCAGUCGCAGAAUAAAAUUGCUGUGGGCUGUGAGGACGGUUCUGUGGUGAUAAUAGACAUUACAGGAGGUCCUGGUGUGAUGGAACACGAACGAAUCUUGCAACGGCAGCAAUCACGAGUUUUGAGUCUAUGCUGGUAUAAAGACGAUAUGGUCAUCGGUGGAUGCGCAGACGGGCGAAUCAGAUGCUGGGAUAGCAAGGGACAAUUAUUGCAGACACUGAGAGUUGACAAGUCGAAGACAGAGAGCACGCUUGUAUGGAGCGUCUACAUGGUUGCAAAUGGGAGCCAGCUGGUUUCCGGAGACUCUACCGGAAGCGUCAAGUUCUGGGACAUGAAACACUUUGUUUUGCAGCAGAGUUUCAACGUCCAUGAGGCAGACGUUCUAACACUUACAGGAAACAUGAGUGGCACCACAGUGUUCAGUGCGGGAGUGGACCGCAAGAUAUUUCAGUUUCAGCUAGUUGACAACGGGAAAAAAUCGCAUAAAUGGAUGAACAGCACAAACAGGCUACUUCAUGGUAACGACGUGCGUUCCAUGGCGUCGUAUGAGUCGCGCAACUUGGAUCUUUUGGUGAGCGGUGGCGUGGAAAGAGUGGUUGCCGUGAAUUCUUUACGGAAUUUCCAAAAUAGCAUGGUGUUCAAGCUUCCACUGAACGCUAACAAUGUGAUACUAAACGACGAACACAGACUGUUAAUUAUGUGGCAGGACCAGACCGUGAAAAUAUGGCGUUUUCUGGGCAACCAGGAGAAGGCACUGGCCGCCAAGCUCACCCUUUCGGACCCGGAGAGCAUCAGUGAUGUUGCUGUCUCCAAGAACGGACGGUAUUUGAUAGUUGCGCGUUUGAGCAUUGUCCGCAUAUACGAGCUGAUCGAGACAGAUACGGCCAAGCUGCAGGUGGUGAAAGUGCCGGCCGCCAAAUUGGAAGACAUCGGAGCCAAGAAGGUGCACGUUCUGGACGCUUUGGGACUCAUCCUGCUGGUGACAAACAGCAAUGAAUAUCUGAGUGUGCGGUUCAAUGUGGACGACGACGACGACGUGUCUGAGUUCGACGAAGCCCAGGACGUGGUGGAGUACGAUAUGGACAACGAGUGCGAGCUUUUGGACGCCAGCCAGGACUCCCAGCUUGUCGCUAGUGCUGGCUACAAUGGCAAGAUCUCUCUGCUGGAUCUCGGGUCUGGUGAAGCGCGCGUGCUGGUGAGACUGAAUGAGGUGCCGACGGCCUUACGGUUCACUUCGAACAACACGCUUCUGGUGGCCACCAUGGAGCAUAAGCUUUUCGAAUUCAACUUGGACGGAGAGCUUCACACCGAGUGGUCCAAAAAAAACAGCGAGAAUAUGCCACAACAGUUUCUGUCGCUGCCUGGCCAGCCGUAUGGGGUUUUCGAGACUCCGGACCGGUUCUGGGUUUACGGCACCAGCUGGAUUGCCUUUUUCGACGCCAAAACAGAGCUGCCUCAGAAACAGGCCAAGGGCAAGAAACGGCCAAGAAGCAAGCCGAACGGUGUGAACGGCUCUGUCAGUGAUAGCAUAGAAAGAGAGGUGUCUGAAAAAACGUUCUGGUUCACCAACAAGUACAAGAACCUGCUUUUGGCAGACAGACUUUCGGAUGAUGAGCUGGUGGUGGUCGAGAGGCCUGUGGAGGAGAUGCCGUCGCCGCCAGCAUUCAAGCUGGAAUUGAGACGCCUGAAAAAAGAGCUGGUUGAUGCGAUGCGGUGGGGUGACGAGAAAUUGGAGGUUUCUGUUUUCAACGGGGAUAUACAAGAGCUUAAGCUUGACACAAACAAGGAAACUGUCUUUUUCUCGCCGGGCAACUCCUUUGGCGGAAUGGCCGGUGGCUACGACAGAGCGUUGGCGUGCCUGUUCUCUGAUACCGGAGACUGGAGAACGAUUGACCGGUACGUGAAAAACUGGAUUGUCGAAAACAGUCAAGGAUACUCGGCUCCAGGAACUGCGCAACUGAUCCGAAUCAACACGCCGGAUUCGACAGCCUGGCGCAAGUACAGGGCCAGUGCGAUACUGCACGUCCCGACAAUGAGAACUCCGGAAUCGCUUGUAUUUUCGGACGAACAGACAAUCCAGUCCGUUUUUGACUGGACCUGGCAGAGUCUAGUGCGAGUCAGGCAAGAGCCGUCUGUGGAUGUGUUUGUGCUCACGGGGAUGGGGACGGGCACCGGUGGUCUUGCAGAAGGGCUGGUGUGCCGAGUGAUGAAGUACUGUCCUACCUAGACAACACACAGCGAAAAAGCAGUGUCGAAAAAAAACUAUACGAUUAAGCUUAAGUCCUAUACAGUUUGAGCGAAAGGCUCGCUGUGAGGGCCAUGGUGGCAAAAACAAACACCAUCAUCAGCGAGUCUCCCACAGCCUCGCGGUAUAUUUUUAGCACUUUGGUGGUAUAUUUGGGGUCGAGGCCGUUGCGCACAUAAAAGAAGUUCUCCAUGAGAGUUUUGUAUAUUUUGUCGCCGUCCGGUCUUUUCUUCUCGAUGAAGUAGUGCCAUAGUUCUUUGCUGAGGACCGUGCUGUAUAUGUUGAGAGUGAUUCCUGUUCCAGAAACGGAGCCGAUCGACCGGAAUAGAUAGUUCAUUCCGGUGACCGAGGCCUGGUGUUUGAGACCAACUUUGCCGACCACCAUGAUCAGCAGACUCACCAAGAACAUGCCGUAUCCGAAACCGGCUAAAGAGAAGCCCGCGGCAAGCAAGGCGAUCUGCCAGUAGUUACGGUCUUCUGGUAAAAAUGCCGGCUUGGCAGUCAGACAGACACCGAGCGACAGGAGCGAGCCCGAAAACACAGCCAGGAACCCCAGGAUCGAGGUGCGGACAGAUUUGGCAACAACAUAGUCAUCCUUUGCAUUGGCGUCGUGUUUCAGCAACCAGCCAGAAUACAGCGAGCCAAACGAGACGAAAAACACGCCGAACCCGUUAAACAGCCCCAACUGCAGGGAGUCGAGACCGUGGACGGUCUGCAGAUAGAUAGGCAGGAUAAAGUUGAUUCCGUACAGCGUCAUGGUUCCAAACAUCGCCGUGAGCGCUCCUAAGCGCAGGAUUCCCUGGAAAGCGAAGGGAGGGAUGAUAUGUUCUGUAGCAAGUCUCGAUUCCACCAGAUAGAAUAGCACGCCGGAAACAACGGCGCCGGCCACAUACGUGAGUCCUUCCGCGCGACUGGUCGACGAGAACAGGAGAAGCACGCUCGCAAUGAGCAACGCCAGGGUCAGCGAGCCGGCAAGGUCGAUUUUGGCGAAGUUUUCCUUGGUAAAGCGUUUCUGCAUGCGUUCCUCAGCGUCUUCCAUGUAUUCGUGCACAUUGGUGGAGACCAGGUACGCAGCAAGAGCCACAAAUGGCACCUGACAGCCGAACAUCCAUCUCCAGCCGUUUCUUGGGUCUACGCCCAAACAUACACCGCCAAUUAUAGGGCCAAUGAAUUGUCCUAGGCCGUACACGAGAUUUGCAUAUCCCUGGUACAUGCCGCGCAUUCUGAGUGGAACGACGUCGGUGACAACAAUGGAGCUCAAAGCGGAUAUGCCACCGCCGCCAAUUCCUGCCAACGCCCGCGCAGCAGCAAAUUGGGUCACCGACCGCGAGCAGGCGCACAGCAGACAGCCUAAUCCAAACCAGAACUGAGCAAACAAAAGACUUGUUUUACGGCCAAACACCUCGCUGAUUUUGCCCAUCAGCGGCUGGAAAAUCGCAUUCGUCAGCAGGUAACUUGUGCCGAUCCAGGCGAGUCUAUUGGAGUCGUGAAGCAGUGAGGCUAUGGUGUUGGCCGUGGUCGACACGAUGGUGGAGUCGGCUGCCGAAAGAAAUGAGCCGGUCCAUAGAGACACAAUGAUGAGCGGCAGGUUCCGCGGAAGCGGCGUGUGUGCCGCUGUCGGUUGCGGGAGUAGCGGCGACUGCUCUGUUGGCUUUUGGGGAAGAGGCAUUAGGAAAAAAAUGAUUCGCG